Messenger RNA from Lodderomyces elongisporus, 279 nucleotides. RefSeq lists its product as uncharacterized. The coding region runs from base 1 to 279 and encodes 92 amino acids. The record is from RefSeq and is a predicted model, not a curated record. The transcript has a single exon. Lineage: Eukaryota; Fungi; Ascomycota; Pichiomycetes; Serinales; Debaryomycetaceae.
AUGAGAGAGCAAGGCUAUUAUGAGAAUAUUGAAUCGUUUGAGGACGACAUCAAUGAUGGAUUGAGCAGUCUGAACUUUGACUUGGAGGCAAAUAAUGUCAAUUUGGGUGAUACGAGAGCUGGUUUGGAUGCAGUGGCAAAAACAGAGAUUAGAAAAAUUAUGGAUGACCGUGGGUUGAGCUUUGACGAAGCCAGGUUGGAAUAUACCAAAGGAAGGUUUAAUGAAAAUGGCAUUGAUGAAGAUGGGCUUCCACGAGAUCCCAAAUUAGUUAGAUUUUAA